This is a messenger RNA of Electrophorus electricus (electric eel), 383 nucleotides long. RefSeq names its product NADH:ubiquinone oxidoreductase subunit A1 (gene ndufa1). Gene Ontology annotation, cellular component: respiratory chain complex I. The record is from RefSeq and is a predicted model, not a curated record. NCBI's taxonomy places the organism in Eukaryota, Metazoa, Chordata, Actinopteri, Gymnotiformes, Gymnotidae.
GAUCACGUGUCCCGGAAGUCGGUAGGUGACCGUGAAGGGAUACGGGAUCGCGUCUUUAAGGCCUUUGAGGCUGUGUUUAACAUUCAGUAUGUGGUAUGAAAUACUACCCGGUUUUGCGAUAAUGACAAUUUGUUUGGUCAUUCCUGGUGUUGCAACUACACAGAUACAUAAAUUCACUAAUGGAGGGAAGGAGAAGAGAAUUGCAAGAGUUCCUUACCAGUGGUACUUGAUGCAGAGAGACAAACAAUUGUCAGGGACUGGAAAAUAUUACGAAUCAAAGGGACUUGAGAACAUUAACUGAAGAUCAGAAAGACCCCUCCCAUCCAUGACUUUGAAAUAUGUAUUUUGUCCUGAUGUGUAUUAAAAAUAACAUGCAUAUAUUA